AUGGGGUGCGGGAGCAGCGUGGAGACGAGAUCUCGGUCUCAGGUGAAACCCGUGGACUUCGUUGACCUGCGUGGGCCGGUGGUAUCUCCUGCAUGGCCAAGCAGCAUGGGAAAGAUGAAUGACACUGAGCGGUUGCACGUCGAGGAAGAUGCCUCGCACACCUCCGGCUGCAAGGGUCGGAUAGACAAGGCGCCCGAAAUCCGCGAGGAGUCGACGGAGCAGAGGGCGGAAGCCGACGAGGUCAGGGGGAUCGACGAGUUGAAG
This is a messenger RNA of Symbiodinium sp. CCMP2456, 264 nucleotides long. The record is from the annotation of a GenBank genome assembly. Lineage: Eukaryota; Dinophyceae; Suessiales; Symbiodiniaceae.